AGGAGAAAGCUGGUCUUCAUUCAGGUCACACGGGUCUGGUCUUCUUCCUCCAAAAAUAAAACCUCAAAAUUUUGGGAAAGUUUCAAUCUUUCCUUCUCCUUCUUUGAUCUCGCAGAAGAAGAGGAGGACACGAUUAAAAGAUUGAGCUCGGAUACUCAGAUAAUGAAAGGGGCAGGUGUUAAGAAGAAACCCCAGGUGGUGAACGACGCUGGUGAGGCGGAGACGGCGGUGGAAACAGCCGGAGGAAGCGGGAAAAGAAGUGGAGACGGUGGGUUUGGCAGUGACGACGGCGGAGGUGCAGAUUCAGUUCUCCGCGAGAUGGGUGAUGAUAGGCGUACGGAGGACGAGGAAGAAGAAGACGACGAAGACGAAGAGGAUGAAGAAGACGGAGGAGGAGGGAAAGAGGAAAGGCCAAAGCUUGAUGAAGGGUUUUUCGAAAUCGAAGCUAUUCGUCGCAAGAGAGUUCGUAAAGGAAAGGUCCAGUAUCUAAUUAAAUGGCGUGGAUGGCCAGAAACUGCCAACACAUGGGAGCCUAAAGAGAAUCUCCAGUCUAUCGCUGAUGUUAUAGAUGCAUUCGAAGGAAGUUUGAAGCCAGGGAAGCCUGGAAGGAAGCCAGGAAGGAAGCGCAAACAUCAUGGAGGUUCUAAUUCUAAUACUCAGUUGAAGAAGAAGCAGCAACGUUUAAUAUCUACUACAUCACAUGAUGCUUCUGAGAGAUCAGACUCUUUCACAUCUCUUAAUAACUCCAGCCUUCCUAACAUUCGUGGUCCACUUAACGACCUCUGCGGUUCAGGAGAUGGGGAAACUGCUUAUGCAGCAGCCAACCAAGUUGAAGCUAACAGCAGGAGGAGUGUUGGGAUGGUUGGAGAGGAGAAAGAUUACGAUCCAACCCUUAGCGAGCUGAGGGGACCAGGAGGCGUUGAUAAUGUUAGACCAAAUGGGCUUCUCAAGGUUUAUCCUAAGAACAGUCAGUUCAUAGGUGCUAAGCGGAGGAAGUCUGGUUCUGUGAAAAGAUUCAAACAAGACGCAUCCACAAGUAACAACAACAACAACCACACAACAACAGCUACUAAUGAUCAGAAUGUGACGCAAGAGUUGGCUACGUUAGACUCUUUUGGUGGAGUCGCGAGGAUAGGGAACGAGUAUCCUGGUGUGUUGGAGAAUAACAAUCUCUCUCAGAAAAGCAAGGUGGAGGAGCUGGAUAUUGCGAAGAUCCUCAAACCGGUGAAGUUUUCUUCGUCUGUGACGAACAAUGUACAAGACGUGUUGGUGACCUUUUUGGCUCUGAGGUCUGAUGGGGAGGAAGUGAUGGUUGACAACAGAUUCCUCAAGGCUCACAAUCCUCUUCUGCUGAUUGAAUUCUACGAGCAACAUCUCAAGUACAAUCCCGAAAGAUAAGAAUUUGUUUGUAUACAGGACUUGUAGGUAGAGAGAGAAAGAUUUUAAGUUUUGUCUAGUGUAGAGUUGAUGUAGUGGCAAAGUUGUAUUCCCUGGGAGGUUUCAGGUUUGUAUUUGCUUUUUAGUUUGGUGGAGAUUUAUUAUGUUAAAGCUUUGCUUGUUCAAAGAUCAAAAUUCAUGACG
Brassica oleracea var. oleracea is the source of this 1581-nucleotide messenger RNA. RefSeq names its product chromo domain-containing protein LHP1-like. NCBI's taxonomy places the organism in Eukaryota, Viridiplantae, Streptophyta, Magnoliopsida, Brassicales, Brassicaceae. Gene Ontology annotation, cellular component: nucleus. The transcript has 6 exons. Gene Ontology annotation, biological process: heterochromatin formation. Bases 163 to 1398 code for a protein of 411 amino acids. The record is from RefSeq and is a predicted model, not a curated record.